AUGGGUUGUUGGAUAUUCAAGUUACUGCUGCCGACACUUGUGCUUGUGUUGUUGAUUCAUCAUGCUGAUUCAAGCUCUAUCAUCAGAUAUCUUCCUGGUUUUGAAGGCCCUCUUCCUUUUGAGCUUGAAACCGGGUACCUUGGUGUUGGUGAGGCAGAGCAAGAUCAAAUGUUCUACUACUUCAUCAAAUCUGAGAACAAUCCUGAAGAAGACCCUCUACUUCUUUGGUUAACUGGAGGACCUGGCUGCUCUUCUUUCUCUGCUCUUCUUUAUGAGAAUGGGCCUAUUACUUUCAAGGUUGAGGCCUACAAUGGAACCAUUCCCUCUUUGGUCUCUACUACAUAUUCAUGGACUAAGGUGGCAAAUAUAAUAUAUUUGGACGCUCCUGUUGGGGUUGGUUUCUCCUACACAAAAAAUCCAUUUCCUGAUAUACCAAGUGACACAGGAGAAGCUAAGCUGGUCGAUGAGUUUGUUCGUAAGUGGCUAGACAAGCAUCCUGAGUAUUUCUCAAAUCCUUUCUAUGUCACCGGAACCUCUUAUUCCGGUAAGGUGCUUCCCGCCAUCGUUCAAGAAAUAUCAAAUGGAAAUUGUAUAUGCUGUAAACCUCAAAUAAACCUUCAGGGAUAUGUGAUCGGAAACCCGGUAACAGACUUAGAUUUUGAUAAAAACGCUCGCAUUCCAUUUGCUCACGGAAUGGCACUCAUCUCUGAUGAACUAUAUGAGUCGUUGACGAGAAACUGUGGAGGAAAUUAUUUUGAUGCGGAUCCUCUUAACACAGAAUGCGUAAAAGAAGUUGAAGAAUUCAAUAAGUGUAUAUCUAGAAUAUAUCCCGCAUUUAUUCCGUUAUCAAAAUGUGACGAAACAUCUCCUGAUUGCUAUACAAAUCAGUUGUUGCUCUCCGAAUACUGGGCUAAUAACGAGACCGUACGCAGAGCACUCAAAGUGGUCGAGGGGACUAGAGAGAAAUGGCAACGAUGUGAUAGGGAUCUUCUGUAUAAUCAAGACAUAAAAACCACCAUACCAUACCAUAUGAAUAACAGCAUCAAAGGCAUUCAAUUUCUCAUCUUCUGUGGUGAUCAGGAUAUGCAAAUCCCUUUCAUAUCACCUCGAGCGUGGAUAAAGUCUCUAAACUUUUCCGUUACUGAGAAAUGGAGGCCAUGGAUGAUACAAGAUAAAGUCGCUGGGCACACCACGACUUAUGCAAAUAAGAUGACAUUUGCCACUGUGAAAGGAGGCGGGCACACGUUAGCGCAUAAACCAGAGGAGAGCUCAAUCUUGUUCAAGAGCCGGAAGUUGCUUCGCCCCUCGUCGACCCGUUUUCCCGACGAGAUCUAUCUUUUGCUUCAACUUGUCACCGGCUGCAAAGCUUACGUUUCCUCCUUCUCCGUUUGUUUUUGCCGGCGAGUUUCUAACGACCUCCUUCUCUCUCUCCGGAGGACUGAACUGAUGAUUACUGUGGCGCCUUUGAGGACGGGCGUCCAGAUCCGUCUUUCCUCUCCACCGGAGCCGCCUGAUCGAGCACCGUCUAGCUCUCGCCGUCAUCAUCUUCUCGUUCUAGUGCAGCCGAGACCUCUCCAUCCCUUAGAGCCGCCGGAUCCACCAGAUCCACCGGAUCUCCGAGCUCCGACUCCUUUACCGUGUUCCGUUUCUCCGCCAACCCCUCAAGCUCACUCUAACCCUCCGACUCCGUCUACGAUCCCAGAUCCAGCUCUUCGCUUGAUGAGAUCUGCAUCUGCCGUACUAACCCGGCUAGAUCCGCCGCCGCGUCUCACCCUUGUGGUAAGGCUCGCCGGAUUCUACUCCAUUGAGUUGUCUCUCUUCCCUUCCCACCGUCCUCAGCCUUCUCCGACAAAAUCUCUUCCUCAGCCGCGGCUUUCAUCUGCUACACCGCCGUCUGAGAGAUCCUGCCGAGAAACUACAACUUUUGUCUUUGUCGACCAGGUUUGCAAUUCCGACGAAAGCUCUUUCAUUUCUCCGAUACUCUACGUCGGCGACUUUCUCUCACACAACAAAGUUUCAUCUAUGUCAUGGGCUUUGCCCUCUAAGCAUUUUCAGGGGCUUGGCCCAAUUAUUGUUGUGACUGAGUAUGUCCCAUUUAUGGUUCAUAUGUCUCAUCUACGGAAUCAACAGCCGGAUUAUCAUCAUCGGUUUUCACCGACUGUAGUUCUGGAGUACUGCCAACUUACCGGCGUAUCUCCCAACUUACAGUUACGAUUAUGA
This is a messenger RNA of Microthlaspi erraticum, 2220 nucleotides long. The record is from the annotation of a GenBank genome assembly. Lineage: Eukaryota; Viridiplantae; Streptophyta; Magnoliopsida; Brassicales; Brassicaceae.